Molecule: messenger RNA, 1155 nt
Organism: Colletotrichum orchidophilum
Lineage: Eukaryota; Fungi; Ascomycota; Sordariomycetes; Glomerellales; Glomerellaceae
Product: alpha and gamma adaptin binding protein p34
Exons: 3
Coding region: 1-1155 (384 amino acids)
Biological process (GO): vesicle-mediated transport
Molecular function (GO): protein-macromolecule adaptor activity
Source: RefSeq, a predicted model, not a curated record
AUGGAAGUGAAGAAUCCGCGCCGAGUCUUAGCGGUCUCUCUCGCCGACUCGACGCAGCACUUGAGCAGAGUCAUUAAAGACCUCACGGGCAACCACCCAGAACCAGCAUCGACGACCCUCGCGGGCACAACGCACAUCCUCCCCAUCAAGACGAGCUACUACACCGCCGACGUCCCCAUCUGGCUGGACCUCAUCGCCUCCCCCGCGGAAUGGUCCGCCUCGUUCCUCUCGCCCGAGGCGAAGGAGGUGCUCACCGUGCUGGGCGGUCUGGUCGUCGUCUUUGCCCUGCCUUCUUCUUCUUCUUCUCCUCUGUCCCCAUCCUCGACGCCAGCACCAGCUCCCGCGACGACACCUGCGCCCGCUAUCCCGCUGAGCCCACCAUCGGUGGAAGAGACCCGCGCGCUCAUCACCGAGGUUGGCAGGAUCGUCCGUGAGGGGCUCGGCGGGUGGGGAUGGGACGGCGUCGGGUUGGGGAUCGGGGUUGGGGAUGGCCAGGCAGACGAGUGGGAGGACCUCUGCGCCGAGUGGGGUCUCGAGUUUGUGCAGGUUCGUGGUGGGAAGAAGGAUGACGGCCGGAACGAGUUUGGAGAGAAAAUGGGCAUAUCAAGAGUCCUCGAGGCACUAGAAUCCAACGACUGGGACGCCGCAGACGAUAUGGACAGCCCAUCGGACCUCGACUCAGACCCGGGCGCCGCCGCGGGAGGAGGAAGAGGUCUGUCUAGAAGACCUAGACCCCUGGCGAGCGGUGACGACGACGACGACGAUGACGAGUUUGACCUCGACGACCCCGAGAACCUAGAUUUCGGCUUUGAUCGAGCGGAUUUUGAAGGCUUGAAGAAGGCGAUUUGGAACCUCGACCAGGAGCCGGAAGACGAAGACGAUGAUGUGGUAGAAGAAGACGAAGCAGGCGCCACUACUACUACUACUACUACUGGUAGCAAAGCAGCGAGUAGCAGCAAAGGCGCUGCUACCAUAGAACGGGACGCGAAGAAGUCAGGGGAAGAGAAGGAGGAGCUGGACGCCGAGGACGUGGAGAAGAUUGAGCAGAUGAUGCGCAAGCUGCAGGCCGUGAGGGACCUCAGCGCGGGCUUGCCCGAGGACCAGAGGCGGAGGAUGGCUAAGAAGGCUGUCGGGGAGGUGAUGAAGGAGCUUUGA